AUGUUCGAUCUUAGCUACUACUACCUACUCACAAUCAUAUACCGCGCAAAACCCCCCUCACAACAAGUACUAGCACCACGAACAACAACAACAACAACAAGCACCACCCGAGGACCCGCCAACCAGAGCCAAAACACUCCCCGCUUCGCCGCCACAGGCCUCGACCCAGCCUGCGUCAACGCCGCCCGCAACGCACUGCGCCUCCACCAGCAAUUCAUCAUCGACUUCCGCAACGACAGCGAGUUCCUGUGGAAGGGGUAUAUAAUCUGGUCCCUCCUGCACUGCCCCUUCACUCCCUACCUAGUCAUAUUUACGCACACGAUAGCCACGGCCGACUUAGCCGAUCUAAAAUUGCUGGAGGAAAUUUCUGCCUCACUGGAGAGCGCGAGACAUAUCUCUGAGGCGGCGGAGAGGCUUUUUAAGCUGUGUGCUGUGUUCUAUCAGGUUGCGCUGUUGUAUGUGGAUGUUAGAAUGAGGGAGUGGGCGCAAAGAGGCGGGGCUGGUGCUGGUGCUAAUGCUGUCGCUAAUUCCGGUGUUGGUAUCGGCGCUGUUGUCGGUGAGGUGGGGGGAAGUGGUCAUGGUAUGGUAGGUGAUCAGCAGCAGAUGGAGCAGCAGUGGGGAGCUGGUGAAGUUGACAGUUACCUGUGGGAGUUGGGCUUUGGGGUUCCAGCCGGCGGGAUGAUGAGCAUGGGUAGUAGUAAUGAUUUGGGCAUUGUAGUGGGUAAUGGCGGAGGCGAUAAUGAUGAUGGCAGCGUUCAGGCAGCGUCAUCGUCGUUGCACGAUUGGUAUCGCGGGAACCAGUAUAUGAUGGGAUUAUUGGAGUCUGAUUUGUAG
Paracoccidioides lutzii Pb01 is the source of this 834-nucleotide messenger RNA. RefSeq lists its product as hypothetical. Bases 1 to 834 code for a protein of 277 amino acids. The transcript has a single exon. The record is from RefSeq and is a predicted model, not a curated record.